Molecule: messenger RNA, 588 nt
Organism: Echinostoma caproni
Lineage: Eukaryota; Metazoa; Platyhelminthes; Trematoda; Plagiorchiida; Echinostomatidae
Source: the annotation of a GenBank genome assembly
AUGGGACGAGGGAGUCAUAUAUGGGAGGCUAUCGAUAUUGUAGAGUCCGGUACAAUGUUUGUCGAUGGGAACUUCGUGGUCCCUCUGCCAUGGAAGAAGGGCGUCAAUACCGACCUGGGAAACUAUGCGUCAGCGCUCUCGAGGUUGAACAGCCUGAAGCGGCGCUCAAUUAAUGACGAAGCAUUACGGUUCCGUUACGCACAGACGAUGAAGAUGACUAUAGAGAAGAAAUAUGCCGUGACUGUCCCAGAGGAACAGGUACACUGUGACUUUCAUCCGCGUUGGUACCUGCCCCAUCAUGCAGUACUGAACCCCAAAAAGCCGGAAAAGCUGCGUAUAGUUUUGGAUUGUGCGGUCAAACACAAGGGGCAAACGUUAAAUGACAUGCUCUAUCAAGUUCCAGACACCACCGCAAAUUUAGUGGGUAUACUUUUGCGAUUCCGAAAAGAACAUGUCGUGUUCCCGCGCAAAGCUCUUUCUCGCGGGGGUGGUAUCCAAACCAUUGUCGAGAAACGCCACGCCUUGGACCAUGCCACGCUGAGUCUCCGCUUGAAUUGGUAUUACUCCCAAGUGAACCGGCCCAUUUGA